Messenger RNA from Austrofundulus limnaeus, 6352 nucleotides. RefSeq names its product helicase with zinc finger (gene helz). The transcript is spliced from 33 exons. Gene Ontology annotation, biological process: regulatory ncRNA-mediated post-transcriptional gene silencing. Gene Ontology annotation, cellular component: P granule; cytosol. Gene Ontology annotation, molecular function: metal ion binding; helicase activity. Bases 200 to 6280 code for a protein of 2026 amino acids. The record is from RefSeq and is a predicted model, not a curated record. Lineage: Eukaryota; Metazoa; Chordata; Actinopteri; Cyprinodontiformes; Rivulidae.
CCGUUGUGUUUCGGAGAACCCAAAGCUAGCUUAGCCUGCUAACGCGAAGGAACCAGCCAAGCUAUUCUUGUUGUGAGCUGACCACUUCGCUGCCAAGAAUGGCCGUGUUUUUUUGGCUGCCGUGCGAAACGCUAGCUACGCGCACACUUAGUGGCAACAUUAACUAAUGCAAACAAGUUAGACGUUUUGUCUCUGAGUCAUGGCAGACAGGAGAGCGGAGAAGUCAUGUGAAGAAGCCAGCAAAUCGUUAGCCAGGCGGGAGUACGAGGCGGCAGUCACCCACAGCACAGAUGCCCUGGUGGUUCUUGCGCCCAGAACCUCAUCCUCAGGUGGCCAUGUCCUGUCGAGCCCUCCAACGGUUGUGCCAGUCGCCCCCCUCCGCAGCCGUGCCCUGCUUUACCGAAUUGCUGCCUUCCUACAGCUGAAAAACUAUGAUGAAGCAAAUGAAGACUGCAAAAAUGUUCUGGCAGAAGAAAUUGCUCGGGGGGAUGGUUCUCUACGGGCCAGCUUACGUUCAAUGUUGCUGGACGGCAGCCUGGAGGAGGUGGCAAUCAUUCUAUCUAAAGCCUUGUAUGGAGAGCCAAUGAAUGGCAUCGUUACAAAGGACCUGACCAGAUUAAAAAUGCUUUUCUCCGAAAUAGAGGCUGUAAAAAGGGAGAUGGCUCCAGAAUACACAGAUGACCAGGACGAAGAAGUCCAGGACGGCUGGCAGUUCCGGCCCCCUCCCCGAGGAGUCACCAGCAGUGAGGAGUACACGCUCUGUAAAAGGUUCUUGGAGCAGGGUUUGUGUCGAUAUGGGGCCCAGUGUACGUCGGCUCACUCGCAGGAGGAGUUGAUGGAGUGGCAGAAACGUUACGCCUCGCGACUCAUUCGCCUCAAACAGCAGCAGGAGAGCAAACACUUUACUGAAAACUACAUGGAAACCCUAAUAGAAAAGUGGAUGAACUCUCUUUCCCCUGAGAAAGUGCUAAGUGACAGUUUAGAGGGCGUGGCUGUAGAGACCAGCUCCAGCCUUUCUGUUACCGUCAACACCAAAAAAUCCUCGCACUCCUGGAUCUUUUCUUUGUUGUGCAAGCCGGCUAGAAAGCUGUUCCGCAUUGCUCUGCUGUACGAUGCCCAUCGACCACACUUCUUCAUCACAGGCGUGUCAGCUGGGGAUCGCCUCCAUCCUGUUCCCAAUGGGUGCCAAGAAUGGACACCAGGGGAGGAAACUGUGGCAACAGACAAUGGUCUUGAUCACUGCGUCUACAAAAUAGCAGUGGGCUUCAGCACAGAGAUCUUUGGUACCUUCAGACAGACCAUCGUUUUUGACUUCGGCUCAGAGCCUGUGCUGAUGCAGCGGAUCAUGGUGGAUGCUGCCUCCAUUGAAGACCUGGAACACUUAUUGGCAGCUAGGCAGCAGCUCUUGAUGACUGCAAAGCGCUGGGACUCGUCAUGUAAAACCAUUGUAGAAUUCAGCCCCAAUGAGACUAUGGCUGAUCUGGAGCGUAGCCUCCUGUCCCGCUACCAGAUCCCUCUGUCAGCUGAUCAGCUCUUCACCCAGUCCGUCCUGGACAAGACUCUGACCAAAGACAACUACCAGGCACGACUGCAUGACCUGCUCUACAUAGAGGAGAUUGCUCAGUAUAAGGAAGUCAGCAAGUUUAACAUCAAGGUGAACAUGCAGCUGGUCACUAGCUUCAUGCUAACUGGCAUUUCUGUGGGAGCCAAGUACGCUCAGAAUGGGCAGCUUUUUGCACGCUUCAAACUCACUGAAACACUUUCUGAGGACACGCUGGCUGGACGACUAGUAAUGACCAAGGUGAAUUCAGUUCUGCUGCUGCCUUUGGGCCGGGCGGGUGUCAGCAGCCAGCCUCCCUCUGGAGGUAAAGAGCGUGUUUAUGAGGCUGUGAUCGAGGAAAAAACCAAGGAUUACAUCUUCCUGAGGAUCUGCAAGGAUUGCUGUGAGGAGUUGUGUCUUCAGCCUGACAGAGAAAUGCAGGUGGAGCUACAGUUUCAGCUCAACCGACUGCCACUGUGUGAGAUGCACUAUGCUCUGGAUCGCAUCAAAGAUAACUGCAUCCUUUUUCCUGAUGCUAGUCAGAUCCCCACCAUCCCCUGGAGCCCGAACAGGCAGUGGGAUGAGCAGCUGGAUCCCCGUCUAAAUGCCAAGCAGAAAGAAGCCGUCCUGGCCAUCACCACACCAGUUUCUGUCCACCUGCCCCCAAUCCUCCUCAUUGGGCCCUACGGUACCGGCAAGACUUUCACCCUGGCACAGGCUGUCAAGCACAUUCUUCGACAGGACAACAGCAGGGUUCUGAUCUGCACUCAUUCCAACAGUGCGGCUGACCUGUACAUUAAAGAUUAUCUUCAUCCAUAUGUUGAAGCAGGCAAUGAGCAUGCCAAACCUCUCAGGGUAUACUUCAGGAACCGAUGGGUGAAGACUGUCCAUCCGGUGGUCCAGCAGUACUGUCUCAUCUCCAGCACACACAUCACUUUCCAGAUGCCCACAAGGGAGGACAUUCUCAGGCACCGUGUUAUUGUGGUCACCCUCAGCACCUCCCAGUACCUCUGCCAGCUUGACCUGGAACCCGGGUUGUUUACUCACAUCCUGUUGGAUGAAGCAGCCCAGGCCAUGGAGUGUGAAACCAUCAUGCCUUUUGCUCUAGCUAGCAAGACCACCCGCAUAGUGCUGGCUGGGGACCACAUGCAGCUGAGUCCAUUUGUGUACAGCGAGUUUGCUCGGGAGCGUAACCUGCACGUGUCCCUGUUGGACCGGCUGUAUGAGCACUACCCCUCUGAAUUCCCCUGUCGCAUCCUUCUGUGUGAGAACUACCGCUCCCAUGAAGCUAUCAUCAACUACACAUCAGAGUUGUUUUAUGAUGGGAAGCUCAUGGCCAGUGGGAAGCAGCCCUCCCAUAAGGAUUUCUACCCUCUGACGUUCUUCACAGCCAGAGGAGAAGAUGUCCAGGAGAAGAAUAGCACUGCCUACUAUAACAAUGCUGAGGUGUUUGAGAUUGUGGAGAGGGUGGAAGAAUUGCGUAAGAAGUGGCCAGUGGCGUGGGGUAAGCUGGACGAGGGAAGCAUCGGAGUGGUGUCGCCGUACGCUGAUCAAGUUUUCCGCAUUCGUGCUGAGCUUCGAAAGAAAAGAAUGCCAGAGGUCAGCGUUGAAAGAGUGCUUAAUGUCCAAGGCAAACAGUUCCGGGUGUUGUUUCUCAGCACGGUGCGAACACGCCACACCUGCAAACACAAGCAGACUGCUAUCAAGCGCAAAGAGCAGCUUGUCGAGGACUCGACUGAGGACCUGGACUACGGUUUCCUGUCAAACUACAAGCUGCUCAACACAGCCAUCACUCGAGCUCAGUCACUGGUGGCAGUUGUAGGAGACCCAAUAGCAUUGUGCUCAGUUGGACGCUGCAGGAAAUUCUGGGAGCACUUUAUUUCCAUUUGCCAUGAAAACUCGAGCCUACAUGGCAUCACCUUUGAGCAGAUCAAAGCUCAGCUGGAGGCUCUGGAGCUCAAGAAAACUUACGUUCUCAACCCAUUGGCCCCGGAGUUCGUCCCGCGUGCGCUCAGGCCUCUGCAAGGACACCAUUCGUCUUCGCAGGCCCUCCAUCCGCAUCAUCACCCUCAUCCGCAGCAUGUACAGCCUGUCUCUAACAAGCAGGGUCCACAGCAGCAGUCUCCUCCCAAGGGGAAACAUGCAAACCACACAGAGCACCUCCCACCUGAAGGAUAUGUUCAGUCAAACCCUGCUGUGAUGAUGGGAAACCCUAUUCAGAGGUUCACCCCACCUUUGGGUGGCGCACCAGCUGGCAUGGGAAAGUCACCCAGUCCUGUUCAGAGGAUCGAUCCUCAUACAGGAACUAGUAUUCUCUAUGUUCCAGCUGUUUAUAGAGGGAACAUGGUCAUGUCCAUGCCUCUACCAUUGCCCUGGCCAAGUUACCAGAACCGCUUUGCAGUGGAUCCUCGGAUCAUGAGCCACCAAGCAGCUGUGGCCUACAACUUAAAUCUGUUACAGCCACAGAACCGAGGCUCCCCUGUUCCCUACAGUGCAGUGGGUCACCCCUCUCCUCUAGGAAUGGGUCAGCCCAGCCCAGAGAAGGAGCUACAGGCUGAUCCCAUCAGAAAUGGUAAAGUAGAAGCAUGUCCAAAGUCAGAACAAAACCGUCUACAAACCCCAGAAAGGAAAAACACAGACAUAAGGGAAAAACAGGCGGAUGUAGACACAGGCCAAAUUCGAGGUUUAGAUCCACAGACAGAAGGGUUAGUUGGAUUUCCCAACGCUCUGCUACAUCGAAAAGACCCUCCAGCUGCACAAAGAUCCCUCAACUACCACCUGGCACCACCCAAUCCCGCUUUUCCUUCACAUCCUGCCAGUGGAAGAACCUUCCCUCAACAGUAUCCAGUGUCUAGACUUCCUUAUCGGGUCAACCAGCCUCAACAUCCAGGAAUUACCCAACCGAAUCAACAGCAACAGCUCAGCCCUGCCUUCAGUGGUGGAAACCAUGCUUCCUUCUUCAGUGGCUCCAUACCGCCUCAUAGAUCUGUCCAAUCACCCACUGUGGAUGGGACAGAGUCUGCUGGGGUAGAGGAGAUGAACAGCUCCAUUAGGACUCAAAUUGGCCAUGCAGGGGGCCACCACUCAGGCCUUCCACAGCAGCCUCAAAGAGUCAACAACUUUGGGGAAGAUGGACAAGAUGGAGACAGUUUGGAUCUCCAGAGUCCCAUGGCUCUAGAAGCCCUGAGCCAUCAGCAGCAGCAGCAGCAGCAACAACAAGCAGCCAGACUAGGUCAGUGGGGGGAAGCAGCACGCCCGUUCCUUCAGGGUAAUGUUGCCUUUCCUCUGCCCCAACAGCUCGCCCACCUCGCACAAUCUGGCAUGGCUCGAUUUCCCCCUCAACUGCUUCGAGCAGCUACCUGGGGGCACAGUGCCAAUAUGGAUGAUGAAGCUGCUCCGACUGCGUCUACAGGGCCAAAUUUCAACAGGUACCCAGGCCUUUUGAGAGAAAUACCACCACAGGAUCAGCAGGAACCUAGAGAUGCAGCAGAGGUGCAACCUCCACCCCAAUCUCGUCUCCUCCAGUAUCGACAGUCCCAGCCCCGUGCCUCGGAUGACUCUUCAUCCUCCUUAACUGCAAUUUCCAAUCACACUGGCCCUUUCCCUUCAGGACUGUACUCCCACGACACGGGUCACAAUCUCCUCAACGACAACCUUCUCAACAAUCAAGCGCUGCAGCAACAACACCCGGGUAACGCUGUAUACAAUACAGCUAGUUACCCAAAUCAGCCACCAGCUCACUCUGGCAGCCCCCCAUCUUCCCAGGUCAAAUACCUUUUGCAAGAGGCCCAGUGGUCCCAAAGCGGAAGUGCAUCUGCGUCUCAGCCAAACCACCUAUUAGGGAACCAGGGUCACGGCCUUCUUUAUGGACUGCCUAUCAUGGCUCACUCAAGCAGGCAGGAGCAAGUGCUGAUGCAGCUUCACCACCACCACCACCAGCAGCAGCAGCAACAACAACAACAUCAACAACAGCAACAACAACAACAGCAGCAGCAACAGCUCCAACAACAACAGCAACACCAACAACAGCAGCAACACCAACAAAAUCAAGGUCCAGAUCCGGAGUCCUACCACCCACUGUCCCCUAGAUCAUCAGCAACCACAGCCCUUCACAGUGUAGAUGAGUAUGAACCCAGAGGUCCAGGUCGGCCUCUUUAUCAGCGCCGCAUCUCCUCCAGCUACCCUGAUGAGUCGUCUCCAGCCAAUGCCCAUCCCUGCCAACCAGACCCCAAGGAUCAUCCUCAAAUGCAGAAUCACCCCCCCUACAGUUAUCCUCCACAUGACCACCUCUGGCCCAGUAAUGGUGGAGGUCCCGGUCCAUUUCAAAACAUUCCAUGCAACGGAUCCAGCACACUAGCUCAACAUCGGGACCUUCUGGCUUCCAAGGUCCUUCGUCAGACAGAGGAGCAGGUAAAGGCUGAGCCCACGACCGCACAGUCUGCACAUCCACACAGCAUCAACUCCCUUCAGCACCAGUUCCCCCCACUUAUGUCAAAUAAAAAACAACAGCAGCAGCAACAGCAGCUGCCACCACAGGCUACAACAGAUCCCACCCAGGGGGCUCCAAACCUAACCAAGCCACCCACCAUGUCAUACGCAAGCGCUCUUCGCGCUCCUCCAAAACCCCGAGCUGUUCGGCCUGAACAAGUCAAAAAGAAUAGCGACCCCCUGUCUCUCCUGCAAGAUCUAAGUAUAGGAAGUUCAAACGGUAGCAAUGGGUACUAUUCCUAUUUUAAUUGAGCGUUAACCUUUCACAGUAGUAGGUGAUUAAAAAAAUAUAUAAAUAUAUAUAUAAAAAAGCAAAAAAAAAAA